CUGCGCUGUAAUGUUCCUCGAUGACCGGUCUUCCUGCGUUGCUUCGUUGCUGAUCAUCCCUACCGAAACACGCGGUCUUUCCUCACAGCCGUGAGAGGUGGUAUUUUGAUGACUCAGCAAAAGCCAGAGCGUCACUCAUCCCGGUACGAACGCCCCUGGCUCAUCACGGCCGCCCACAGCUUCGAAGCGGCAUACCAAUGUGGUUCCAGCCGUCGAACCUAGCCGCGUGGGCCACGGAUGUACUAGUCUGUGCAACAGAUCUCCAAAGCGGGACCCCGGCCCCUCCCUACGUCGAUGGGCGAGCUCUAAGUAUAUGAGUAUCAUGAGGGCGUUUGUCCACAUCGAUCACCUUAGCCCCGCCCUCCAGCCUGUGCUCUUGAGCCCUGAGUGAUAGACCCUACGAGAGAACGGUGUCCUACUGCGUGAUGCUUUCGAAUAGUCCUGUGGCCAUCGCCCUCGUCGGUAUUGCUGCGGAGCUACCGAGCGGGGAUUGGAGCAAAUCGAACCUUGAUUACAGUUCGUUUUAUGACUUUCUCUUGCAAGGCGGACAGGCGUACGAGAGCAUACCUCUAGACCGUUUCAAUGUACACAAGCUCAAGGGAACUGCGUCUGGUCAGUUGGCGGCCGACACGGGCGCGUUUCUCAAAGACAUAGGCCUGUUCGAUCCGGUCGAGUUCGGUGUCACGAACAAGGAUAUCAGAAUGAUGAGCGUAGGCACAAGGAAGCUGAUAGAAGCGACAUUCCUUGCCCUGCUCGACUCCGGCAUUGACUACCGGGGGCGUGAUAUCGGUUGCUACAUGUCGGCUGUGGCCCACGACAUGACUUCAGUGUCGGGACAUGAUGAUGCCGAGGUUCGCGGGUCAUUCUCAAGUGGUCCGGCGAUGGUCGCGAACCGCGUCUCUUAUCAUCUCGAUCUUCGUGGUCCGACCAUACCGCUUGAUACGGCAUGCAGCUCAACGCUUCACGCCACUCAUCUAGCUGUCCAAGCGCUACGGGCUGGGGAGUGCGAAGCGGCUGUUGUUGGGGGCUGCCAGGUCAAUCAUAGGUUCGCGGAGUGGUUAACAUACACCCAAGGAGGUGUCCUGUCCCCCGAUGGUAAAUGCAAGCCAUUUGAUGCGACUGCGAACGGAUUCGGACGAGGCGAAGCCACAGUCUCCAUUGUUCUCAAGCCACUCGACGCGGCGCUCCGUGAUCGAGAUCGAAUUUAUGCUACAAUCCUUGGAACCAGCAUCAACUCCUCAGGCUCGCUUGCCCCAGUGAACGCACCAGUCGCAUCAGCGCAACAGAGAGCUAUGCUGCGUGCCUUCGCUGAGGCACGGCGAUCUCCCCGGGACGUUGAUUUCAUCGAGCUGCAUGCGACUGGCACGGCGUCCGGAGACCCAACGGAGGCCAACUGGGUCGGCGUACAAUUCAAGAGAGACUCGGAGCUGCUCGUCGGGAGCGUGAAGGGCAACAUUGGGCAUACCGAAAUCACAGCGUUCCUCGCGUCUCUAUGUAAGGUCUGCCAUAUCAUAGAAUACGGCGUCAUCCCCCCUACUGUCAACCUCACCGUCCCAAAUCCGGCCAUUCGAUGGGCAGACCACAACAUGCGUGUGCCUGUCACCCCGGAAAAGCUCAGUAUCCGGUCCUCCUCUGGACGUGCCCUCAUUGCAAUGUCGAGCUCCGGAAUCGGUGGUGCGAAUGGCCACUGCGUCAUCGAAGCUCAUGCUCCCAAUACGGACGCCGUAGCGCGACUUUGGUCCUGCGAUAGGUCAAUAAUCCCGUUGCUCCUGAUCGCAGGCGGCCUGUCACCGCGCUCUGCCUCUGCUGUCGGCGAAUCGCUCAAGACUAUCCUAGCUGACCGAGAUCGUGCCUGUAUUGGCCGUAUCCUCGGCCGACGAUCACGAUCAAUGCUGUGGAAAGCCUACUCUGUCUCUCCCGAUGGGCAGAUCCCCCUCUUCGCGGAACCCGUGCUUACGCCGAAGGCUGCGCCGGAGGUCGUGUUCGUUUUCUCCGGACAGGGCCCACAACACUGGAACAUGGGCCGCGAGUUGUUCAGGACUUGCGUGCCGUUCCAUGACACCGUCGUAGAGCUUGACGCAAUAUUUACUGAGGUGACCGGCAGGUCUCUGACUACAGACAUCGGCCUCUUCGACGACUCCGGCGUACCCGACAGUCUGGGUGACAUCUGGCCGAUCUCCAUCACACUUCCCGCGCUGACCAUUCUGCAAAUUGCGCUCGUCGACACUCUGGCUGCCGUCGGCGUGAAGCCGGAUGUAGUGGUCGGUCACUCUGCAGGCGAGACCGCAGUGCUGUACGCGUCGGGCGCAGCCACAAAGGCGAUGGCGGUCGAACUUUCGAUUGCGAGAGGUCAAGCGAUGGAGGUACUGGAGGCACACGACGGAGCCAUGGCGGCCGUGGCCUGCUCUGCUGCGCGGGCGAAAGAGCUCAUUGCUGAGGUGAUUGCGGAGCUCGGGCCUGCUGCCCUGGAAGUUGGUUGUUACAACGCGCCGAACGCCGUCACAUUGUCCGGCUCAACGAAGCAUAUUGUAUAUGCUGUGGGCCUAGCUAAGGCAUCUGGGAUCCUCGCGACGCAACUGCGGACGCGUACACCUGUCCAUUCGUCAAUGGUGACGCUUUGUCAGAGGGAGUAUGAACAACGGGUAGGAGAGGUGUUCAAUAAAUACGCUGUGGGGCUCACGAAGGUCGAAACAUUUUCGACGCUCACCGGUGACGCGCUCAGCACGCCAUACGACGCUCGCUAUUUCUGGGAUAAUACGCUCGGACCAGUCAUGUUCGAUUCUGCUAUGAUAGCUAUCCGUUCUCGGCACCCGCAGGCAAUAUUCGUCGAAAUUGGACCCCAUCCGGUACUCUCAGGAUAUAUCACCGCGAAUCUCGGACAGCCAGCAACAGUACUCACUCCGCUGAAACGAGCCAGGUCCUCAGUGGCCGGCGAACUCGUACCACUCAUGGACUUCAUUGGGCGGUUGGUCUGCGCGGGCUACUCAACAGUGGAUAUGGAUGUGCUUUAUGGUACUGCGAUUAGCCAAGGAACGGUCAUUCCGCCAUAUCCAUUGGCCCGGAAGGAGGUCCCAUACGUAGCUCCGACAUUCGAGAUCGCUCGACAAAGACAGGCGCGUCGAGGUCCACUGAACUACCCUCAAUUGCGGAUCAACGUUCAUACCCAUCCUGGUCUAGCAGACCACGUCAUCAUGAACGAACCGAUCAUGCCUGCGGCUGGUUUCCUGGAGAUGGCACUCGAGUUCGGGGCGAAAAGGCUGUGGGAUGUGCAAUUCCAUUCAAUAUUGUCCCUCGCGUCAGAACGACCCACGCCCAUUGACGUGGCGCUAGACGGUCCCAAGUGGAGUGUCCGCAGUGCAGCCGUUGCGGAAUUCACAAGUACAUGGCCCCCAACAUAUCAUCGCGUGCAUACGACGGGAUAUCUCUCCAUGGAUAACGAGGUGUAUACAGAUACGCCUGUGCUGCCCCUCGACGAUAUACGUGCUCGGCUAAAGAAAAUGGAGAUGAAAGGUUUCUACAGCGGCCUCGAUUUGUUUACAAACUAUGGGCCUACCUACAGGAGAGUGCUGUCUUGCUAUCAUGGACUCACCUCAUCAGGGCGAGAGGAAUUUCUGGUAGAAAUCCGCGGCGCAGGGAACGAUCUGGAUAACGUCUCAGACUACCGACUACACCCGGCCAUACUUGAUGCUGCUCUCCAUAUUGCUGUACACCCGACAAUCACCGGUGCGCUCAGCCAGGGACGCUAUUACCUGCCGUCGAAAUUGGGCACAAUGAUCAUCCACGAUGCCCUUGCACAAGGUAUCCCUGAGAAACUCUACGCGCACGGUGUAUUCGUCAAAUGGACCCCAGAGGCACUCACAUAUAACUUCACACUCACGAACGAGGCCGGCUUGCCGCUAUGCACAAUCGAGGGACUGGAGGUGGCCGCUCAUGGGAAAACGCCACUGCUAGUGCAGAACCGAUAUGAGAUUGUGUACCAACGACUUGAUAUCGGCCUCUCAGGAGCUUUUGAGACAAGCGGUGACGGAACUGCCUUCGAAACAGACGCGAGUAUCGAUGCGUCAUCUCAAACUGGAUCGUCACCGUUGCGGGUCCUCCAUUACCACCGAGGCGAGGAGCUGAAUCAUCAACAAACAAUUCGCUAUCUCGAUCCUUCGGACAAGCUCUCGGUCUGUUUCGUUGCAUCAGCAGGCAGGGACGGUGAUGCUGUCCUCGGUUUCACGAGGUCUCUCCGCAAAGAGCACCCGUCAUGGCGAGUGUAUUGCAUAGUCUUUACCUCGUCAUGGCCAAUCGCUCAGCAAGAGGCGGCAGCGCGGUAUCUUUGUACCAUUCCACUGGCGGAGGAAGAAAUGUUGAUAGAAGCCAACGGGGCGGUAACCGUAGCAAGGGUUGUCCCGUCCAUUGCUCCUAGGCGGACCACGACUUUCGAUCCUGAGGCCCCGUGGGUAUAUCAAGGCUCUACCUUCUCGCAAGUGUCCAAACCGACGGUACCACCCAAUCAUGUUCUCGUCCGCAUCAUGGGCGUAUCUUCGAACAUGUCUUCGUGCUGGGCAUUCGUUGGAUACGUGGAUGGUUCACCCAGCAUUUACCUUGGCGUCACACUCAGCCCGCUGACCAACUACGUCGUCGCGCAUCGUGGCAGCUUGCUGCAGCUGACAGGUAUUCAGAGUCUCGGCCAUGGCCCUCGUGUGCUUGCUGCUAUCAUUGCCGUCCUGGCCGUUGGACCUGCCAAUUAUAACGACCCCCAGCGAUUGAAGGACACGUGUAUCUUAGUGACACACUCGGAUACUACGAUCGGACGCAGUCUAUGCCAACUUUACGAGGGCCGUGGCUUCCACAUAGCACGCCUUUCAUCGCAGGCUAGCGUGUCAAAGAUCAGGGCUGCGCUCUCACAGCGACCGAAAUUCAUCGUUUCCGGGAGGGAGAAGACGAUGGACAUCGACAUCGACGAGACCGUAACCCGACUGCAAACAGGAAGGGUAUUUCAGUGGGACGACCCGGGCACGGGGAUGGCUCAUGUGCUUACAAAUGACCCAUGGACAAUCGGCGAUGCACUGAAGCUCGCGCUGCUGGACAUCGUACACGCAGACUCAAACGAAGCGCUCAUUCCUCCGAUUCGAGCGCUCAAUGUAGUACCCCCGGCGGAAGUCCCGCUGCAGACUACCAUCUUCCACCCAGAGAAGGCGUAUAUGCUGAUAGGAGGCAUCGGAGGUUUUGGCCCGCACCUCGCCAGGUGGAUGUAUGAGAACGGAGCGCGUGAACUCAUCCUGACUUCCCGCUCAGGAACAGCUACUCUUGUGCCCAAAAACGACUACACGGCUUUGCGGCUCUUGGCGUAUCUCCGCUCAAGAAAGGAUCUGGUACUGCGAACAGAAGCCGUCGACGCGUCAUCAGUCGAGCAGACCAAGGACUUGGUGGCUUCAAUCAAGAAGCCGCUUGGCGGAUGCAUGAUCCUCACUGCCGUCCUGAUCGACCGUACUUUCCUGACGCAGACUCCGGAUACAUUCGAAGCACCCUUCAACGCAAAAGUGGGCGCAUUUGAUGCUCUCGAGAGGGCCAUCGACAUAGACACGUUGGAUUUCAUGAUUGCCUAUUCGUCUGUCGCAGGGAUGUUGGGGAAUGCUGGACAGACGAAUUACUCCAGCGCGAACACCGCAUUGACAGGGCUGACGAGACGCUACAAGAAAGCCGCGACCAUGAUCCCACCAAUGAUACUUACUGGCACAUUCCUCACCGUGUCUGCUACGGACAGUGUGCAAUGGUCGCGCUUUAGGCACUUGCAUGCUUGGGCUAUGACAGGCGAAGAGGUCUGCGAAAGGAUCGGCGACAUGCUGCUGAAGCUUCGUGAAGGCCCCCUGUGGCAGUAUAUUCCCGACUUCGACUGGAAUAUCGUUCGCAAGUAUAAUGGGCCCUCCCCACUCUUCGAUCACCUCGCAGUCCAAGCCUCGUCCUCAGAGACACAAAGUGCGUUAGAAAGCAAGUCGGACCGCGACCUGUGUGACAUUAUCUGCGACUUACUCGACAUCGACCACGAAGACCUGUCCCCAGAUGUGCCGCUCACGACUUACGGUCUGGACUCGCUGUCAGCCACAGCAUUAUCACAUGCCCUGGAACCGUACCUCCCAAUCUCGCAGCUUCAGCUUCUGGCCGACGUCACGCUGGCUGACCUAGAGGCGCGUUGUGAGGCGUCAAACGACAGGAGUGACCAUUACAUAUGUCGCCACCGAACUGGACGUACCUACACAGACAUAGAUAGAAGAUAAGCCUACGGUCGGGCUGAAUAGCGGCGCAGGGUAGGCUAAAUCCUGCCUCGACACCAAGGACGACGUCUAGGCAGAAACCCGUAGCGAUAGCGAAGCUGUGUUUGUGAAGGUCGAUACAGGGCAUGAUGAACUGGGUGUAUGCAUCGACUUAUGUGCUUGAAUGGCAUUGCUUAUGUGCAUCAGCAAAACCCGGGAAAUCCGGUAUGCCCUG
Messenger RNA from Rhodofomes roseus, 6474 nucleotides. Its product is annotated as ketoacyl-synt-domain-containing protein. NCBI's taxonomy places the organism in Eukaryota, Fungi, Basidiomycota, Agaricomycetes, Polyporales, Fomitopsidaceae. The record is from RefSeq and is a predicted model, not a curated record. Gene Ontology annotation, biological process: fatty acid biosynthetic process. Bases 426 to 6263 code for a protein of 1945 amino acids. The transcript has 19 exons. Gene Ontology annotation, molecular function: fatty acid synthase activity.